Paramuricea clavata is the source of this 2549-nucleotide messenger RNA. The record is from the annotation of a GenBank genome assembly. NCBI's taxonomy places the organism in Eukaryota, Metazoa, Cnidaria, Anthozoa, Malacalcyonacea, Plexauridae.
AUGCGUGGUUUACCUUUCUCUGCGUCAGAAGCAGAUGUGAAACAAUGGUUUAUGCCACUGAACCCAGUAGCAAUCAGGAUGGAGUUUGAGACAAGUGAUUCUGGUCAGCGGAGGUCACGUGGUGAAGCUGACGUGGAUUUUGCAACCGACGCUGACGCUAAAGCCGCCAUGGCGAAAGACAGACAAUAUAUGGGUGGGUGGAAAAAGUUUGACUAGCCUUACUUAUACUGGAUAGUUCCAUCAGUUCUAAAUUGUUCUUCCUAGAGGUCCAGUAAGAAUCAUCUCUUAUUGAUCUAGUGUUACGACAGGAGGAAACCUAAACUAAACUAACUUUAUUUAGACUGGAUUGCUCCAUCAGUUCUAAAUUGUUUUUCCUAGAGGUCCAAGGGUCAUCUCUUAUUGAUCUAGUGUUACGACAGGAGGAAACCUAAACUAAACUAACUUUAUUUCUACUGGAUAACUCUAUCAGUUCUAAACUGUUCUUCCUAGAGGUCCAGUAAGGAUCAUCUCGUAGUGAUCCAGUGUUACUACAGGAGGAAACCUAAACUAAAACUAACUUUAUUUAUACUGGAUAUCUCUAUCAGUUAGACUGUUCUUCCUAGAGGUCCAGUAAGGAUCAUCUCUUAUUGAUCCAGUGUUACUACAGGAGGAAACCUAAACUAAACUAACUUUAUUUCUACUGGAUAACUCUAUCAGUUCUAAACUGUUCUUCCUAGAGGUCCAGUAAGGAUCAUCUCUUAUUGAUCCAGUGUUACUACAGGAGGAACCUGAACUAAAACUAACUUUAUUUAUACUGGAUAACUCUAUCAGUUAGACUGUUCUUCCUAGAGGUCCAGUAAGGAUCAUCUCUUAUUGAUCCAGUGUUACUGCACAGGAGGAACCUGAACUAAACUAACUUUGUUUAUACUGGAUAGCUCUAUCAGUUCUAAACUGUUCUUCCUAGAGAUCCAGUAAGAAUCAUCUCUUAUUGAUCCAGUGUUACUACAGAAGGAAACCUAAACCAAACUAACAUUUAUACUGCAUAGCUUUGAAGAUAGAGGUCCAGUAAGGAUCAUCUCAUGAAAGGCUCAUGCACAAACCACUGUGGAAUGAAUUCAAACUUGAACUUUGUUUUAGGUCAUCAUUGUGUUGAGUUAUUUUUGAGAUCAGAAUUUGAUGAUGGUGGUGGAGAUGACUGGAGCUCUGGUGACCAGUCCUUUUUCCCUGGCCAAGGAAUGAACUUUUCAAACAAUGCCCAAGGUGAAAGAUUGUUAAACUUGUUAAAUAUGAUGUUAAGUAAAGAUGAUAUAAUAAUUAUAAAGAGAUAAUUUUGAAAGGUUUGUACCAGUGUAGGUAGUGGCAAUAAAAAGAAAGCUUUGCAUUGAUAGCGAUGCAACUACCUGAAAAAUACAAGGAGAUAAAAUUAUAAAGAUAAAUCUUUAGUAUGUAAACUGUAGUGUUUUGACUUUGUGUAGUUUUUCACUGGCAAAGUUGUAGAAAUGGCAAUGUAGAAAAUCUCAGCAAGGAAUAGUUAAUUGAAUUGGUUCGAAUUGAAAUAUUUACAUAAUACAUCUGUAGUAAUCUUCAGCCUGUCUUCCACUAGGCGAAUUUGUUCUUGCGAAGCCUUUUUCACGCUCGAUUUAUUCGCCGAAGGCUUGCGAAGCCUUUUCAAUUUUCACGCUCGGUUUAUCCGCCAUUUUUUGGGCAUUGUCUCUUCCAAGUCUGCGAGUGCACGCACUGCAAACUGCACUUUAUCACUGCAGUUGUUUGUAUAAUGGUAAAUUUACAGUUACAACUUUGAAAAGUGACUUUUCACAUUGUUUAUUAAGGAGAAUCAAAAAAAGUUAAAAUUUUUCAACUUCAAAAUUUUUUCCGGCCAAUGACAUAUUUACAAAAUGUUCUUUCUGUGGAAAAUUUUCCAUAACCGUUUAUCUCUUCUCUUUUCAGGUUCUGGAAAUAAAUUUGACAGGAACGCGGCGGCUGCAGGAUUCAACGCCGUACCGGGUGCCGGUGCUUUUAACACCGGGGGUAGUGGCGAGGCGACCAACAGCUUCGGUAAUAUCGGUUCGCCGGCAGCGAGUACUGGCUACGGUGGGGGAUAUGGUGGAAACCACGAGGCGAACGCCAUGGGUAACUCUGGCUUCUUUGGGAUUUCAGGAGCUGCAGCAAGAGGUGGAGAAUUUAUCAAUCAGGCCGGGGGGAUGGGAAACCAAGCCGUCAAUGCUGCCACGAUUGGUUCAAUUCAGUAUUUCAACUGCAAUUUCCGAGGAGGGGGUAAUCAGUGACAGGGUUCGAAUUAACAGUGGAGCCAUUAUUCCAGGAUGCAUUCGCCGUUAAGGGAUGUGGUUGUCCAUUCUUGGAAGGCUGUGACUCUGGUUCUCUCGUUUUCUUUCAUGACAAGAAUAACCAGAAACAGGUGUUUGCUUAUGGGGUUUGCGAAGUGGAUGAGCUUCUCUUACCAGAACAGCACGAGUCAGCGAGUUCUUGCUGUUUUGAUGAAGACGAGUCUGAGUCUGAACAGGAAAUCGAGGAUGAGAAUGAAACUAUAUCUGAGAGUUCUGAGGCUGAAU